Messenger RNA from Carassius carassius (crucian carp), 2617 nucleotides. RefSeq names its product transcription factor E2F7-like. The coding region runs from base 335 to 2509 and encodes 724 amino acids. Gene Ontology annotation, biological process: regulation of transcription by RNA polymerase II. Gene Ontology annotation, cellular component: RNA polymerase II transcription regulator complex. The transcript has 13 exons. Gene Ontology annotation, molecular function: RNA polymerase II cis-regulatory region sequence-specific DNA binding; DNA-binding transcription factor activity, RNA polymerase II-specific. NCBI's taxonomy places the organism in Eukaryota, Metazoa, Chordata, Actinopteri, Cypriniformes, Cyprinidae. The record is from RefSeq and is a predicted model, not a curated record.
CCCCACAGCCUUGGCCAGAACGCGUCUCUGAUUGGCUACGACCAUCGCUCCGAGUCAUUCCCUCCUCGUACGGCCAAUGAACGUCGGUAUAUGUGCUUAGCCGCUUCGUGAUUGGCUGGGGGAGGGUGUUGCUCUUCAGAGCGCCAGAAACGAGCUUUAGCGGGUGAUUCAUACUGGCUUGGCGGCACGACUGAAAUAAGAAGAUUAUUAGUUAUGAUCUUCUGAUUUGGAGAGAAAACAAUAUGUUCAUUUAAGGAGCAAAACGAAGGAUCACCACUUCACAUGAUUCAAUCACGCUUUAAGGAUUUUUUUAUUCCAAGAACGGGAGUUUAAGAUGGAGAUGAAGUGUUUAACACUAAAGGAUUUGAUUAGUGUGAGGACACUAGUGAAUAAGACGGGCUCGGAGGAUACCGGAAACACCAAUGACCGGAAAGAGAACAUCUGCAUGGACAGAAGAAAAAUGACGCCACUGAAGUGUGAGUCUGUGAAUGGACAUAGGAGAGUGUCCAGCCCAGAUAUCACCCACAUGACCCCCAAUAAACACGCAGAGAGGGCCCAUCCGGACCCCUGGACCCCGACAGCCAACCUGAAAAUGCUGAUCAGUGCCGCCAGCCCAGACAUCCGCGACAGAGAGAUGAAGAAAACCCUCUUCAGACCCGUUGAGAAUGAAGAGAAGGCUGUAGAGGAGGAUGAAGAGGAAGAACUCGACGACUCGUGCCAGUAUGAAGCACUAGAUGAUUCUGAGAGGAGACCAAGUCGCAAACAGAAGAGCUUGGGGCUUUUGUGUCAGAAAUUUCUGGCCUUGUACCCUGAUUACCCAGAAACCUCUGAGAGCAUCAAUAUUUCUCUGGAUGAGGUGGCCACACGCUUAGGCGUUGAGAGACGUCGUAUCUACGACAUUGUGAAUGUGCUGGAGUCUCUGAUGCUGGUGAGCAGAAUGGCUAAGAACCUGUACGUGUGGCACGGACGCUCAGGACUGACACAGACCCUGCAGGAUCUCCAUCAGGCGGGACGCGAGCAGGGCUACCAUCUGCAGAUGGACCAGAGACCGUGUGCCGCCCACCACAUGCAAAACUCACACGCGGCCUCCAGCAGACGGAAGGACAAAUCGCUCCGUAUCAUGAGCCAGAAGUUUGUCAUGCUGUUUCUGGUGUCCAAAACACAGACCGUUACCCUCGAUACAGCGGCUAAGAUCCUGAUCGAAGAGGGUCAGGAUGACUCCAGCCACAGCAAGUAUAAAACUAAGGUGCGACGUUUGUACGAUAUCGCUAAUGUCCUGACCAGCCUGAAUCUGAUCAAGAAGCUUCACGUGAGAGAGGAAAAGAGCCGGAAACCCGUCUUCAAAUGGAUUGGACCCGCCGAUUUCCACAGCAGCUGCGAUUCAGACGAUUUGAGAGUCUCAGAAGCUCAGAUUAGCUCCACCGGGGAACGACGGGAGAAGAUGACGCGUCACUCCUCCUUCCAGGUCACUUCUACCCCUUCUGUCAAUCAAAGGCGGAUAAGCUCCGCCCCCAGCACACCUCACAUACCUUCUACAGACGAGCCGGUGGAUUAUUCUAGGAAGAGUGUGAACACUAACGCAGUGUGUCAACUGCAGUUUGGAGACAGUGUUCAGUCCAGUGGACGUCCUGUGGCGUCGUCUCCAGCGGUGUCUCUUCAGACAGAUGUGUCUCAUGCAUCUCUGCCCGUUUCGGCCCAGUUCGCUCCUCACCAGUUAGCGUACCUGCCCGGUCUGCCACAAACACCCCUGAUCAUGGUGUACAGCGGACACGUGCCAGACGCCAUCGGGUCACCCGUCUCAGGCCACCGGGACGGACAUCUGAAGAAGAGAGAGAGACAAGAGGAAGAGAAAGAGGAUCAGACAGCUAAACGAAGCAACCGCUCGGCUUCCAUAGAAAGUGAAAUGGGUGAGAGUGCCAGAAGGUCUUCAGUCUGCUCUGGAGAAGGUUCCCCGUGGGACGAGGCCUCGUUUGGGCCUGUAAAUGAGGAAGAGGCAGGAGCACGCAGCCCUAAAGACCCCCUGCUGUCCUCUCAUUACCUCUAUGUUCCCAACACGGCAGGUCUGAACGGUUUGAACUUCCUCGUGCCAGCGGGACACACACAAGGUGGCGUGCCGGGUGUAGCCAUGCCGUAUUUUUUAGUGCAUUCACCGCUCAUAGCGGGUGCGAUGCCCACCUCCAGCGCUGAGGCUUUGAGUUUCAGCAUGCUGUCACCGGCUCGUUUUGUGAUGCCAGGAGGGGCGUUUGGUGUGAUCAAAACACUGAACAGCACCGAGCAUCAUGGGCACAGAUUACCAGCAGCCACGUUCUCACCAAAGGGACCUCGUGCACAAGAAAGCCCUCGGUCAGCGCAAACACAGACUCCUGUUACACCAAAGGAAGCGGCAGGGUGCUCCAAAUCUUUCUUUGAGACGCCCGGAGCCUUUUGCUCUCUCAGCACCCCCCCGGCGGCACGCAAAAGAGCCUCUGCCCAGAGGAGGCUGGACAUCGGACACACCGCAGCCAAUUAAAUCAGCCAGUUGUCUCAUUACAUUUUCAUGCUUCUGUGGUGCUACAGUGCCAAAGACAGAAACAGCAUUACACCGCAAAACUUGACUGAUGAACAUUUCCUGUUUAGU